Messenger RNA from Aptenodytes forsteri (emperor penguin), 1538 nucleotides. RefSeq names its product chromosome unknown C5orf51 homolog (gene RIMOC1). Gene Ontology annotation, biological process: mitophagy. NCBI's taxonomy places the organism in Eukaryota, Metazoa, Chordata, Aves, Sphenisciformes, Spheniscidae. Bases 1 to 1356 code for a protein of 451 amino acids. The record is from RefSeq and is a predicted model, not a curated record. The transcript is spliced from 7 exons.
AUGGUUUUGGUCUUAAAAAAACCUCGCUGCCUUUCAGCAUUCGUUUCGGUUCGCUUAUGGACAAGACCUAUUUCGCAGCGAGGCUGGAGAGCAUCGUUCGAUGGGGGCAACACAGGGACAUGCCAAGGACUCCCCCUGGAGACCGUGACACAGAUCUGCAGAAGCCAUAACUGCCUGUUACGAAAGAGCUUUAAAGUCCACAUAAAAGUAACACUGAAGUCCCAGCCUUCGGGGCGCAGAAGCCUUGCCCAGCAGGCCCUCCUGCCGGUUCGCUGCCUGUCCGCUCCGCCUGAGGCAGUGCUGGGGAGACCUGAGGUGCCCUGGCCCUCCUGCUGCCGUGGCCUGGAAGCGGCUGAGGGCUCGGCUUCUCCCUCCUGCGAAAAGAGGCUCGCCCUGGGAGCAGUGCGGCUGCUGCCGGCCCAGGCCUCCGUCUGGAGACUUUCCUGCGGAGCAGGGCGGCAGAGGCCUAGAACGCGUACCUGUGCAUUAGCAAGUUGUGCUUUUGGGAGAGUAAGCAAGGCUCCUGCUGAGUGCGCUUCAGUGCUAAGGAAGCAUUAUAUUCUUCCUUCAGAUACCUUCUUAGCAAAGGGCUCUGCUACUCUGGACAAACUGAAGGACCUCUGUAACGAAGGGAAAGAACAUCCUUCCGCGCUUUUGCAGCUCUAUACGCAGGCUGUCUUAGACAUUACAUAUUUUGAGGAAAACCAGCUUGUGGAUGAAGAUUUCCCAGAAGAAUCUUCCUUGCAAAAAGUUAAAGAACUUACUUGUAUUCUUUCAGAACCAGAAGACCUAGUGAGGGAAUGCAAUGUAAAUGAAGAACCCAUCAACAUCCUUGGUGCAGAGUUGUUAGAAUGUCUUUACUGGAGAAAAGGAGCCCUGCUUUACAUGUAUUGUCAUACAGCAAAAGAAAGGAGUGAAUGGCUACAAGAAAACAUUGCCAUAUUUAAAAAGUGUCUUAAUGAUGGAGUUCAUUACUUGAUGAAGAUGCUUAGCUUUAGAUGCCCUCUUCAGCUAAAUGAAGAUGUCUCACUUCAAGAUAAAGACACAGCUAGAUUACUCAGUGAAGGUGUAUUUAGUGACACUCACUUACUGGCGAUGAUGUACAGUGGAGAAAUGUGCUACUGGGGACUGCGUCACUGUGGAGAAGGGAAGCAGGAAAGCCUCGAGACGACAGAUUCCGCCUCUAACCGUGACCUGGGCCGCAGAUCACAGAGCGUGUUGCUGGAUUUCCGAGAAAUGGGCAAAACCAUGUUAACGAAGUAUGUGGCUGUAUGUGAGGGACCUUUAAAAGGCCAAGGGUGGAACACAACGACUGCAACACAAAUGUUGCGUUACUUCGUGACAUCCCACAACUAAAAUACGCCGCUUUGGCUGUGCUGGAAGAAACCUCGUCCCCGACGAGAACGCUUAGGGAGGUGGUCUCUGCUUCAGUGUCUGACCGUUCUUCUUACCAAAAUGUAUGCUUUUGUUGCAUUAAAAACGUGCAUUCAAAGAACUCCUGGAACACAGGUCGGAAGCCUAAUCAAGUAUUUCUAGUU